This is a messenger RNA of Hipposideros armiger (great roundleaf bat), 799 nucleotides long. Its product is annotated as phosphatidylinositol phosphatase PTPRQ-like. Gene Ontology annotation, cellular component: signaling receptor complex. Gene Ontology annotation, biological process: peptidyl-tyrosine dephosphorylation involved in inactivation of protein kinase activity. The record is from RefSeq and is a predicted model, not a curated record. NCBI's taxonomy places the organism in Eukaryota, Metazoa, Chordata, Mammalia, Chiroptera, Hipposideridae. Gene Ontology annotation, molecular function: protein binding. The annotation marks the transcript as partial. The transcript has 6 exons.
AUAUCUUAUUGUAUGGCAUCUAGAAAGGAAAAGCUUUUUAAAGUAAUUGCUGAUGGCAACAAAGCCAAAAUAAAGAAUUUGACUCCGGGUGUGGACUACGUGUUUCACGUGAAGACACUUAGAGGCAAAGAUUACAGUGUGCCUGUAAUGAAAAAAGUGUCUACAAAACCAGAAAAACCCGAGCAAGUUGAAGCAGUCAAUAUUUCUGCACAUUCCUUUUCCCUGCGCUGGAGCCUGCCCUCCGGCCAUGUGGAAGGGUUUCAUGUAGAUCUGGUUCCUGACAGUGACUUUGUUUCUAUCAAAGAUCUUGGCGGUGGAGAGUAUCAGGUUGAUGUUUCCAAUGCUAUUGCCGGCACUAGGUACGACGUAACCAUCUCUUCCAUUUCUGCUACAACAUACAGCUCACCUGUUAGUAGAAUAGUGACAACAAAUGUAACGAAACCAGGGCCUCCAGUCUUCUUAGCAGGAGAAAGAGUUGGAUCUGCUGGGAUUCUUCUGUCUUGGAAUACACCACCUAAUCCAAAUGGAAGGAUUAUCUCCUACAUUGUGAAAUACAAGGAAGUUUGUCCAUGGAUGCAAGCAGCAUAUACACAAGUUAGAGCAAAGCCAGACAGUCUGGAAGUUCUUCUUACUAACCUUAAUCCUGGAACAACAUAUGAAAUCAAGGUUGCUGCUGAAAACAGCGCUGGCGUUGGAGUGUUUAGUGACCCAUUUCUCUUCCAAACUGCAGAGAGUGUUUCUGCUGUUACAACUGAAGCAGGUUAUAUCGAUAGUACAAUUGUCAGAACACCAGAAUCAG